Molecule: messenger RNA, 2349 nt
Organism: Zasmidium cellare ATCC 36951
Lineage: Eukaryota; Fungi; Ascomycota; Dothideomycetes; Mycosphaerellales; Mycosphaerellaceae
Exons: 1
Coding region: 1-2349 (782 amino acids)
Biological process (GO): proteolysis
Molecular function (GO): dipeptidyl-peptidase activity; serine-type peptidase activity
Source: RefSeq, a predicted model, not a curated record
AUGGCGUGGACAAGAGUACUCUCCUUCGGCCUGGUCGUCCAGCUAACCACAGCCAUCACGCCCAAGAGAGAAGCUCGCCAGCCAUUGGGAGGAGGAGAGCGAUUACUCACGUACAACGAAACCACUCCCACCGCGUUGAACCGCGCAACGUCGCUAGCCGUUGACUGGAUUUCUGGAGAUCAAGACGGGCAAUAUGUUACCACUUCGGACGAUGGAGCGCUCAGACUACAAAGCAUCGUGACUGGCGACAACACAACUUUCAUCCCAGCGGACAGCGUCCCGGCCGACUAUCACGAGUACUGGAUUUCACCCGAACAGGAUCGAGUCCUCUGGGCUGUGAAUUACACCAAGCAAUAUCGGCACUCCUACUUCGCCGACUAUCUCAUCCAAGACGUGGAAAGCGGCGAGACUACUCCACUGGUCCCCGAUCAAGUUGGCAACAUCCAAUAUGCUGAAUUCGCCCCCAGUGGCGGUGCCAUUGCUUUUGUGCGAGGGAACAACCUCUACAUCCACAACAACAGCGAAGUCACUCAAAUCACCUCGGAUGGCGGACCUGAUCUGUUCAAUGCAGUCCCCGACUGGGUCUACGAAGAAGAGAUCUUCGGCUCCCGCUCUACAUUCUGGUUCUCACCGGAUAGCAAGUAUAUUGCUUUCCUCAGCUUCAACGAGACUGGCGUGGGAACCUUCACCAUUCCGUACUACAUGAACAACCAGGCAGUCGCGCCUCCAUAUCCGAGAGAACUAGAGCUGCGAUAUCCGAAAGUUGGGACGACGAAUCCGACGGUGCAGUUCAAUAUUCUGGAUCUGGCGACGAAUGAUAUUCGGAAUGUUCCUAUUACUGCGUUUGAAGCUAAUGAUACAAUCGUGGGUGAGGUUGCUUGGGUGACGGAUGAGCAUUCGGUGGUGUUGUAUCGUGCUUUCAACCGAGUUCAAGAUCUCGAUAAGCAUGUGCUGGUCGAUCCGGUCUCUGGGACCUCGAAAGUGGUUCGUGAGCGAGAUGGGACAGAUGGCUGGCUCGACAAUGGUCUUGCAAUUCAAUACAUCGGCUCAGUCAACACCACAAGCUACGGACCCAACUCGACCUGGUACGUUGACAUCACCGACGCAGACGGCUGGUACCAUCUCUACCUCUACCCCGUCCAAGGUGGCUCUCCAAUCCAACUCACAAAGGGCGAAUGGGAAGUCGCCACGAUACUCAAAGUCGACACAGCCCGCAGCCUGAUCUACUACACCUCCACCGAACACCACAGCACGGAACGCCACGUCUACAGCAUCAACUACGCCACGAAAAAGAAAACUGCCUUGGUAGACGACACCGUCCCAGCGUACUGGUCGGCGUCCUUCUCCCCUAAAGCCACCUACUACAUCCUCUCGUACCAAGGCCCCGACGUCCCCUACCAGGAAGUCUACAGCCUCAACAGCACAACCACCCCCCUCUCAACCCUCACCUCCAACGCGGGCCUCAUAGCCAACAUCUCCGCCCUCGCCCUCCCCAACAUCACCUACUUCGAACUCCCCCACCCGGAAGGCUUCACCCUAAACAUCAUGCAACGCCUACCCCCCUUCUUCGACCCCACCCAGAAAUACCCCGUCCUCUUCACCCCCUAUGGCGGCCCGGGCGCCCAAGAAGUCUCCAAGACCUUCCAAUCCCUCGACUGGAACGCCUACAUCUCCUCGGACCCCCAACUUGCCUACAUCACCUACACGAUCGACAACCGCGGCACCGGCUGGAAAGGCCGCGCCUUCCGCAGCACCGUCACAGAGCAUCUGGGUCGUCUCGAACCCGCCGACCAGAUCUGGGCGGCUCAGUACCUCCUCGCGCAGAACGCCUUCCUCGACCCGGAGCAUAUCGGCAUGUGGGGCUGGUCGUUCGGCGGGUACUUGACCGCCAAAGUCCUCGAGACGCAGGUUAACAGUACUGACCCGCCCUUCACCUUCGGCCUCAUCACCGCCCCGGUGACAGACUGGCGCUUCUACGACAGCAUGUACACCGAGCGCUACAUGAAAACGCCCGCUACCAACGACGCGGGCUACAACGAAACCUCUGUGCGCGACGCAUCCGGCUUCGCGGCGGCCCCCGGCGGUUUCGCCAUCAUGCACGGCACGGGCGAUGAUAACGUGCACUACCAGAACACGGCGGCGCUGGUGGAUUUGCUGGUCAAUGAGGGGGUGAGUCCGAGCAAGAUGGAGAUGGUGGCUUUCACGGAUAGUGAUCAUAAUAUUCGGUAUGGUGGGGCGAGUGCGUGGUUGUAUAGGUUUUUGACGGGGAGGCUGUGGGAGGAGAGGGAGAGGAGGGGGGAUUUGGGUGGUGGGGGGCAUCAGUGGGGACGGAGGGAGGUUGUUGUUUGA